CACUCACUUCACAGUUGCACCCCUUUCGCCAAGCUUCCAACGCCAUGCUGAUGAACUGCAUGGUUUGUACUGUCGAGUUUGUGCGUUUUGUUGGGAAGUUCUGGCAAGUAACAGUUGGUCUCCAGUUGUCUUCAUGCUCAAAGGAGGCCAUACUCACUUUGAAGAACUUGAGGCUUCAGUAUGACUGUAGAGACGGCGGCAAGUCAAAGUGAGUCAGCCCAUGCACAUAUGGCAGCACCGGCUGCAGUUGAACGCCGUUCAUCUCCGGACCUGUGCUCACAGGCGUCACAGGAGUCAUCUCAGUCUAGGAGCACUGACUCUACAGUUAAUGCCAACUCUCACGACUCGGCAGUUGGCAGCAGCUCGAGUAUUGGCGAGUGUUCGGCCGACUCAAGCUUUGCGUCGGAUUCUAGAUCUACCAGUUCGUCAUCCAGUCCCGGCAUUGAAGGAAUCUCGGCAUCCAGUCCUCCUCUGUCUGAUUCAUCUUCGUCAUGCUCUUCAAGUCCAGACUCGCCGACCCUCCAGCAAGCAUUUGGUGGUUCACUGGCAUCAGCUUCUAUGCCAACAUGUGGUGCACAGGCAUCACCGCCUAGUGAGGCCUCGGAUGCAGAAAGGCCCCGAUUUCGCCUCCUAGUUCGUCCCAAAUCGCCUAAAACGGAAGGAGCGGCCACCAAUGCAACGGAAGUAACUUCACCCAAUGCGUGCGAACACUCCGAGCGCAGUAGGGCACCAGAAAGUUCUAGUCAGGAAUCAGCUGUGAACACCGGCUCAACUGACCGGAGGCAUGAUAUGUGUGAUGCUGCUAGCUUCGCUGUGAAUCUUCCCCAGUUCAUCGUGGAUACACUGUCCAACUCAAAGGAUCGUGACUGGCUUCUGGAAAUUGAGCAACAGUUGGUUAGUUUCAGCCAAGAUGCAGAGCUUUCCUCACUGACCUUUCCUCAAAUGACGUCCUACCACCGGAUGCUUAUCCAUCGGGUUGCAACGUUCUUUGGCCUGGAUCAUUGUGUUGGACAAAGUGGCAAGUGUGUUGUCGUUAGCAAGCAGUCCCAGAUACAUGCCCUACCUCAGAGCUUUGCCGAACUCGCAGCAGAAAUCCAGCCCACUGGUAGCAAGCGAGUGAUUGUGCUUAGGCGCGGCGCUUCUUCGGAGACUGAGGAGAGUUCUGAAAGCAGUCUAAAUUCUCCUUUAUUUUCGGCCGCCGACGGCCCACAGGAACCUAGGUUUCGGUCUAUUGAAGAACGGCAAGCAGACUACGUAGCGAAACGGGCGCGCAUCUUUCACAGUCAAGAUCAUUCUGGAUUUCCUUCCCCUGGCGCUAGCAAAGACCAGAAGAAGUUCAAGAACGGGAAUGGAAGAAGGAAUUCAGAGCGGGGCGCGUUCCGUAAAAGACCCAACGUUGCUCCACGCCACAAGCAACUGAAGAAGACUGUGUCACGUGCCAGUAGUUUGCCUAUCGCACAGCCUGAUUAUGCAGAGGAGUUCCCCAGCAUCCCCGGCUCACUGCAGAGCCCGAUGUACGCGCCACACAAUGUGAAUUAUAACGGCGGCGCUGACGAGAUUUAUGACGAGGCUCUGGGUGAGCAGUUUUGCCAGUUGGCUGUAGAUGAGAACCAAUUUGCCGGAAGCGGCGACUUCUACGACUACAGCCAUGUGCAAGGAGGCGACAUGAAUGCUAUGGGUGCAUAUCAGACUCCAGUUCAGGCUGACUAUUAUCUGCCAUCUGGACAAGUGGAUGAUCAGCAUGCAACUAGUGGUUCAUGUCAACAGGGAGGGCACAUGUUAGCUGCAGUAACGUACAACUCUCCAUACGGCGCCUCGACUCAUCUUGCACCACAGGUUGCAGACUGCAACUGGCAGGCUGACAUUCCCGCUGCUGACUGUGAGCAUGAGGCGGCUGCUGGUGAGUACUAUAUCGACAACUCACAGCCUGGUUUCGUAUCAUCUGACAGCUGGGAUCCAGCGAUGGGAGCUGAUGCUGGGCUCGGCAAUCAAGACCAGCUAGUUAAUUCAGCCGUGAUUCCCGAUGCCAUGCCCAUAUGUGCGUCUGAUCCCUCGCUCGUUGCUCAAGAUGACACUUAUGUUGCAGGAGAUAUCCCUAAUGGCCAGUACGACCAGCAGCAGCAGCAGCAGCAACAACAACAAGCGUAUCUACUGCAGUACCAGGCACAGCAAGCGAACCAGCAACAGCUCCUCUACAACCAACACUAUCAAGCAUACUUUCAAGCGUUCUAUUUGCAACAACAGCAGCAACAGCAACUAUUGCAGCAACAGCAGGUGCAACAACCAGAGCUGCUGCAGCAGCCAAUACAGCUGCUGCUGCAGCAGUCUCAGCCACAUCAGCAGCCGUCCCUACUGCAGCAACAGGCACAGCCUCAGCAGCUACCAACACCACUGGAGCAGCAGCAGCAAGCACAGUCACAGCAGCUACCAUCACCACUGGAGCAGCAGCAGCAGCCAGCACAGCCACAGCAGCUACCGACACCACUGGAGCAGCAGGCACAGCAAUCAGCACAGAAAGAACUGCAGGAGCAGCAGCCACAGCAACAACCUCAACAUCAGCAAGUUGUAGUGCCGCAAGCAGUAUCCCAACAGUUACCGGCUGCACAGCCAGUGGAACAACCACAACAGCCGUCAGAUUCUGAUCAGGUCCAGGAUACUGGGCAGUCUCAACACCAACAACAACUGUUGCCCAAUCAGGUCCAACAGGUGCCGCAUCAACAGCAGAUGCAAAAUCAGUUACAAAGCCAGCCGAUUCAGCCUCAGCAGCUCCCACAACACCAGCAACUGUCGGCAGAGCAGUUGCUGGAGCAGUUAUUGUUGAGCCAGCAGUAUCCUGUUCAGCAGCAGGGUCAACAGGAUCUCCAAUAUGUGCAGCAGCAGCAGCCAACACUUUUAGAGGGUGAUUUUACUUCUCAACAGCUGACUAUCAACCAGUGGUUGUUGCUUCAGCAGCAGCAGCAGCAGCAGCAACAGCAGCAACAACUGCUAUUGCAGCAACAGCUCCUGGCACAACAUUUCUUGUAUCAACAGCAACUAUUACAGCAAGCCCAACAGCAGCCGCAGCAGCAGCAAGGUAUUCCCGCAGAGCCAGAGCAUGUUGCACCAGUAUCGGCGCAGCAGCAGCAGGCAGCACAUGAAGAACAAGAGCAACCAUCCGAGAGCAUCUGUGAGAGCACUCAAGCAGAGCAGGUAGGCGCAACCAGCCAAGAUGAAUCAGAGCCAUCAAGCCAAAUUGAUGCUAAUUCUUGUGCCGAUAGUGCGCAGCAGAAUGGACAGUCGCAGCGACGUAAGAAAAAGGAUAAGCCGUCACAGCCAGCACAGGUACAGCAGUGGUGGGAGCCACAGCAUUCCGUUAAGAAGACGAAACAAAAAUCGAAGCAGAAGCAACAGCAACGCAAGUCGGCACCUGCUCCUCCAACUGCCCAGCGAAGUGAAGCGGAAGAGGAGCAGCGGAAACAGCAGGUGGAAAAGCCAUCAGUGUGCGAUGAAGCAGAAUUGCCCCAAGUCCAGAAGUCAAUACUGAUUGCAGACCAGCAACAGCAGGACACCACAGUACAAAGCACACUGCCGGAGACUAAUACCUGCUCUCUGGAAGAGGCUGAAGUGCAGAUUGCGGCCAACCUGCAAAGCUCAGACACUAGCGUUGCAACUGAGUCAGCAACACAAUCUGUACAGCCUGCAGCACACAGUAAUAAAUCAGAUUCCGAGUGCUCUGGUGAGAAUACAGCUGAGACGGAAGGUGACCAAGGCUUUGAUGUUAACGCGCCGUUGGAGGACAGUCAGCUUACCUGUGAUAACAGCACAGUGGAGGAGGUCAGUACACACGCGGAAUCUUGCAAACGUGAGAUUGUUGCUACCUCUCCCAUUGACUUUCUCCAACAGCACUUCUCCGACCAAUCGUCUUCUCCUACACUGCCCGAAACCAGUCCGGUGGAAGAGAAGUGCCAGCCGACUGCCUUUUCCAUUGCUAUGGGUCGUCCGAUGAGCAUCGAGGAGGACCUGGAAUUCCUCAAAGACAUCAUGGACCUUCCUUCCCUCCCACUGUCUGAGUCCAAAAACGCAAGUACAUCUUCGUCAGGUGCACCUCAGUUGCCACCGGUUCUUGUCUCUAACUUGUCUGGAAUGUCGAACAAGCUAGAUUCCCAAGACAAUGCCAGAACGAUCGUCCUGGAAGUCUAUGACCUGCCGGCGCACAUUGAGCAGUCUGUGGAGCGCACAUCGCAAGCACUGCGUUCUCUGAAGGAUUUUGGCGCCACGCUGCAGAUUACACCGGGUAGAGUCCUGGCCAAGUUCCAGUCAUUACCGUGUGCCCACAUGGCAAUGUCUCUGUGCAGUCCUCACUACAAGUUACGCCUUAGUCAAAUCACCGCUGACGGUAUGCUGCCCUUCUGAUAUUUAUUCUACCUUACCGUAUCCAGUUACUCUGUCCAUUGUCGUCCUGUUGUAGUAAGUAAGGUCUUCUUUACUUCAGUUUCCUCGGUCUCCUUUACUUCAAGUGCUGGUCUCGCCUACGAACUACCAGACUAAAAAAUAUUCUCAUAUGGGACUUGUGUCCGCACCAUACUUUGCGGUGCAGUCCCGUGCUCUCGUUCUUUCUCCUUUGUGCCUCGUGAUGUGUCUUGUUUACCAAUGGAAAAAUCUUUUUAACUUUCUGCUAACUUCUAGCCCCCUUGGCUAUAUUGUAGCUGUUUUCCUUCAGUUAUCAUCUUAUCGCUGUAGUUGAAAUAAUACCAAGCACUAACCUAACCCGUUUCUUUUGUUGAAGCUGUCACCGCUAUGUUUUGUCCGCCUCUAUUUUGAAGCAAGUUUCAUGUGUUCCUCAUUUCCGUUGUGCUGCCGGGCCUUCCUGCAGCUAGAUGUAUGGAUGCUUCUCUUCUGCUGAUGAUAUCUUGCGCCUGCCUGCUAUUUAUGAUGCCACAAUUUUGAAGAUUUUAACUGCAUGUAUAUUCCCUGUGCUGUCCUUGCAUUCACCUGUUGAAAAUGCGAAGUAAGACUGUAGUUUGAGGCAUGUUCUAUCAUAUAUGUACUAUAGUCGGUAGGCAAGACCAAUGUGAUAAUAUUACUGACAUGAACAGAAAUGUUGUGUAUUGCC
Molecule: messenger RNA, 5092 nt
Organism: Sycon ciliatum
Lineage: Eukaryota; Metazoa; Porifera; Calcarea; Leucosolenida; Sycettidae
Product: R3H domain-containing protein 2-like
Exons: 8
Coding region: 181-4392 (1403 amino acids)
Molecular function (GO): nucleic acid binding
Source: RefSeq, a predicted model, not a curated record